UCUAGUCGGACGGGGUUGUGAAAAAAAUGGUUGUCACGAUAUUUAGCUUGCCAAUCUACAAAUGACAGAUACAUAUAAAAUUAUACAGAGUACACUAUCCAUGUCAGGGUCCAAGAAGGAUUUUCGCAGUAUUGUGCAACUUUUUGUCAUAGACAGGAAUAUUUUAUCUUGUCUGCAAACCCACCGUGAAUUGACUGCUGAGUGACUUAACCAGGUGGUGUUGGCACCUUUGUGUGCCAUCUCAUUCCAAGUCCCAGAGGAACUUUACAGUAGAAGAUGAACGGCCUGUCCAUUAGAGAGCUCUGCUGCCUGUUCUGCUGCCCUCCUUGCCCCAGCCGCAUCGCAGCCAAGCUGGCCUUCCUCCCUCCAGAGCCCACCUACUCCAUGCUGCCUGACCCGGAGGCUACAGCUGCGGCAGCAGCCGGGACCACGCCAGGGGGUGCUCCCCCCUCUCUGGGGGCUCCAGGCCUGCGAUCCCGGCUGGGUGGUGGUGCGGGAGACAGAGGGGGUGGUGGUGGAGGAGGUGGCGGAGAGGGCAGGUGGAAGCUCCAUCUGACAGAGAGGGCAGAGUUCCAGUACACUCAGAGAGAGCUGGACAUGACAGAUGUGUUCCUGACCAGGUCCAGCCGGGGGAACAGGGUGGGCUGCAUGUACAUCCGAUGUGCCCCCAACGCCAGGUUCACAGUGCUAUUCUCCCAUGGUAAUGCAGUAGAUUUGGGUCAGAUGAGUAGCUUCUACAUUGGCCUGGGCACUCGUAUCAACUGCAACAUCUUCUCCUACGACUACUCUGGCUACGGUGUCAGCACCGGCAAACCCUCAGAGAAGAACCUCUACGCUGACAUAGACGCUGCCUGGCACGCCCUGCGCUCGCGGUAUGGCAUCAGCCCAGAGAACAUCAUCCUGUAUGGGCAGAGUAUUGGCACAGUACCAACAGUGGACCUGGCGUCCAGGUUUGAGUGUGCUGCUGUGGUGCUCCACUCCCCUCUCACUUCUGGCAUGAGGGUGGCUUUCCCCGACACCAAGAAGACGUACUGCUUCGACGCCUUUCCCAACAUAGAGAAGGUGUCUAAGAUCCCAUCCCCGGUGCUGAUCAUCCACGGGACGGAGGACGAGGUGAUAGACUUCUCCCACGGCCUGGCUCUGUUUGAGCGCUGUCCCAAGGCCGUGGAGCCACUCUGGGUGGAGGGGGCGGGACACAACGACAUAGAGCUGUACAGCCAAUACCUGGAGAGACUACGGCGCUUCAUCAACCAAGACCUGGCUGCAGCACACGCCUGAGUGAGGAGGUGAGGAUGUGUGUGUGUGUGUGUGAGGAGCUGUACAACAACAUCAAACUACAGCCUUAAGUCUGUAGAAAAGGAGCAUCCACUAUGCUGUAAGUGUGUCUGGCUGUGUGUCUGGCUGUGUGUCUGGCUGUGUGUCUGGCUGUGUGUCUGGCUGUGUGUCUGGCUGUGUGUCUGGCUGUGUGUCUGGCUGUGUGUCUGUGGUUGAGGUUGUGUGCAUUGACUCAUGGGAAUGAAGGAUCUUGGUAUGGACACCUGUAAGACGCCUGGAUACGUGUUCCUAGAGACUUCCUGUGGCAGAGCAUUUGUGCACUACGAACUGUCUUCUCUGUGUACAUGUAUGUAUGUACAACUCCCAGAGUUGAAGAUGCUCUCUGUAUGGACCUGAGCUGACAUUACUCCUCCCUGUGUCUGCAGUGGACAUCUGUCUGUCUACUUUUCUGUCUCUCUCCCUGUCUCUCUCCCUGUCUCUCUAAUAAUGAACAUUUCUCUCUGGGUUUCUUUCAACUAUCCUGUCCUAACUAAGGACUAGGGUGAAGAAUAGAACUGGCCUUUGAGAGUCUAAGAGAAAGUCUGCUCUCCUGUGUGUUUGUCUUUGGCUGUAGAAGGCAGCCAUUUGAACUUCUUCUGAGUUAAAGGUUGUGAUAACUGAGUGAGAGUGUGGAAUGCAGGAUGUACUGCAGUAUUACUCUGACUAGUUGUUUGACUGUUGCCUGUCCAUAUUAUCUAAUGUGUCUGAAGUGAAAGGGUUGUGGAGACAUUGAUGUCUCUGAAGCCUGAGAUGAACAUGGAGAGUCUGAUCCCAGAUCUGUUUAUGAUCACAAACCAAUCUUGAAUCAGGCAACAAAAACAUAUAUCUAGUUUGUUUUCUUCUGUAAGGAGACCUCUGUCUCUUGAUAGAUUCCUAAUGUCAAUGAACUAUAGUGGGAAAAACGUUUGAGAAAAUAAUGUUCAUUUAUAUCCAGUCUUCUCUGUGGCUCUUGAGACAGGUCCGUUGACUCAUGACGAUAGAGAGAGCAAGACAGUGGAUGGUGUCCGUGAGGCCGUCUCAACUGGCAUUUUCUGUUACAUUUGAUCGCACAUAUACACUAUAUAUACAAAAGUAUGUGGACACCCCCUCAUAAGUGGAUUUGUCUAUUUCAGCCACACCGGUUGCUGACGGGUGUAUAAAAUCAAGCACACAGCCAUGCACUCUCCAUAGAGAAACAUUGGCAGUAGAAUGGCCUUACUGAAGAGCAGUGACUUUCAAUGUGGCUCCAUCAUAGGAUGCCAUCUUUACAACAAGCCAGUUCAUCAAAUUUCUGCCCAGCUAGAGCUGCCCCGGUCAACUGUUAUUGUGAAGUGGAAUCUGCUAGGAGCAACAAUGGCUCAGCCGAGAAGUUGUAAGCCAUACAAGCUCAUGGAAUGGGACCACCGAGUGCUGAAGUGCGUAAAAAUGGUCUGUCCUCAGUUGCAACACUCACUACCGAGUUCCGAACUGCCUCUGGAAGCAACGUCAGCACAAUAACUGUUCGUGGGGAGCUUCAUGAAAUGGGUUUUCAUGGCCAAGUAGCCGCAUACAAGCGUAAGAUCACCAUGCGCAAUGCCAAGUGUCGGCGGGAGUGGUGAAAAGCUCGCUGCCAUUGGACUCUGGAGUAGUGGAAAUGCUUUCUCUGGCCUGCACAGAGCCCUGACCUCAAUCCCAUCGAACCCCUUUGGGAUGAAUUGGACCGCCGACUGCGAGCCAGGCCUAACUGCCCAACAUCAUUGCCCGGCCUCACUAAUGUUCUUGUGGCUGAAUGGAAGCAAGUCCCCGCAGCAAUGUUCCAACAUAGUGGAAAGCCUGCCCAGAAGAGUGGAGGCUCUUAUAGCAGCAAACGGGGGACCAACUCCAUAUUAAUGCCCAUGUUUUUGGAAUGAGAUGUUCGUCGAGCAGGUGUCCACAUACUUUUGGUCAUGUAGUGUAUGAAAUGGUUGUUCACUUUGCUGCUAUUCAACUGUCACUCGCAUAAGACUACUCCUGAGGACUAUUCCUCAUGAGAAAUAAAUGGUGUUUAUAGCAUCUUAUAAAUAUAACACUUUGACUGACUUUCUGACAUCUGAAAGGAAUACAAAGGCAUUAAUUCACAUUUAUCCUCAAUCUUUAAUCGUGCAUUUUCCUCUCAAAGUAAUAAAAAUGUGUAUAGUGUAUAGCGGAGCCACAGAGCUCGUCAAAGUGUUAGAAAUGUUGAAUUUUAAUUGGGUUCCAUGGUGGUUCUAAGUCAAUAGCAUGGAGCCAACAUGGAUGCCAGUUUCUUGAACUGAUGAUACAAUGUCUGGUGUAUAAGAGCUUUUCUAUGGUGGCAGUAUUGAUCCAAGCCAUAAACGAGCCUUUCACUGUUAGUGUGGUGCAGGUUCCACCACAUCAGUACACACACACACACAGAGCGCGCAAGCAUGAUAAGCAGGUCUUAAGUUCAGCACUAUUGUACAAAGCAUCCAAAGUGUAGUUGAAAAUGUAAUGUUUGUGUCUCCUUUGCAUUGUUGACUACCUGCCCCUGCCCCCAGAAAGACCAGAAGCAAGGACUGACCUAGUCAUAGAAUACUGAAGUUACUGUCAGUAAAAGUAACUCUCUAUUGAGGGGACACUGUAUGUUGAUGAUUAAACAAUACAUAACACUGCAGUCAUCCUGGGUCACAGUGGCACUUUGUUGGUGGCUGUUUUUCUAGGAUCAUUUUGAACAAGUAUCUAUUCCAUGUUCACAGUAUGCUGUGUGUCACCAGACCCAAGGUGGUGGAAGUCCCUCAGGCUCCCGUGCCAGACUCUUCAGGGUUCUAGGCUCUCCUAAGAUACAAUGAGACUAGACCUGACUGUCAGUUGUCAUUACUGUACACUACUGUAUGGGGUCUUGCUAAGAAGGUCUCAAAAUAUAAUGGGGACUAAUUAACACAGUGGUUCAUUGAGACUGAAUAGAGAAUAGUCUCACUAUGAUAAUGAAGUGAGGUAUCAAUAUUCUGACAACUUUAUGCAUGUCCAUUAUUUGUGUUUUGCUGGGCAAGUGUUGGGGUAUGUUACGUAGUGUGUGAUGCCAGAGGGAAAAUGUCAACUCAAGGUAUCGUACAAUAUAGCGCUUUUUAAACGGGGGUAUAGAUUUAGUUGUUUUUUUUAUUACUGAAACUAAACUAAUGUAUUGUUUUGACUUUUGUGCUAGUUUGGAUGGGGAAAUGCUGGGUGGGGUUAGAACAUGAGGGUGUGGUUUAUAUAUGGUUAUUGUAGUUACCUAUUCUGUUUGUAUUAUGAUUUGUAAUAUGAAAAAAUGACUGACAAUAUGAUGUAAUGUCAUUAAUUCAGGGGACUGAAUCUUGACCUUUUUAUUGACAAUGGUGGAAAAACAAUAAACAAUUAUGUACAAAAAUAUAAA
Molecule: messenger RNA, 4663 nt
Organism: Oncorhynchus masou masou (cherry salmon)
Lineage: Eukaryota; Metazoa; Chordata; Actinopteri; Salmoniformes; Salmonidae
Product: alpha/beta hydrolase domain-containing protein 17A-like
Exons: 6
Coding region: 277-1278 (333 amino acids)
Biological process (GO): protein depalmitoylation; regulation of postsynapse organization
Cellular component (GO): endosome membrane; plasma membrane
Molecular function (GO): palmitoyl-(protein) hydrolase activity
Source: RefSeq, a predicted model, not a curated record